Molecule: messenger RNA, 1762 nt
Organism: Cyanistes caeruleus (blue tit)
Lineage: Eukaryota; Metazoa; Chordata; Aves; Passeriformes; Paridae
Gene: EXOG
Product: exo/endonuclease G
Biological process (GO): apoptotic DNA fragmentation
Cellular component (GO): mitochondrial inner membrane; nucleus
Molecular function (GO): metal ion binding; RNA endonuclease activity; single-stranded DNA endonuclease activity
Source: RefSeq, a predicted model, not a curated record
CAGGUGUGGGGAGAGAUGUUUGGGGCACUUGAGAGAGUGAAUGGUUUUCUCCGCAGCCUCAAGGCUUUAAAAGUACCGGAUUGUUGGAAAGCGGAGGAAGAAUGGCUCUAUAAACACGAGUUGCUGGUGGACAGAUGGCUGGAGAAUGAACAAGACAAACCAAUAGAAGAGGCUCUGCUGGAAAGAUAUGGAUUUCCUGAGGCUGGAACAGAGACCAGAUGUUACACAAAUCAUGCACUGUCUUAUGACCAGGCAAAACGGGUGCCUAGAUGGGUGAUUGAACACAUUUCAAAACAAAAGAUGCUGGGUGAUGCAGAUCGAAGGCAUUGUAAAUUCAGACCAGACCCUAACAUCCCUCUGAUGUUCAGUGCUGUUAAUGAAGACUACCUUGGCAGUGGAUGGUCACGAGGACACAUGGCACCAGCAGGAGAUAACAAAUUUUCAACAAGAGCUAUGGCUGAAACGUUUUAUCUGUCUAACAUUGUGCCUCAGAAUUAUGAAAAUAAUGCUGGAUUUUGGAACAGAAUGGAAAUGUACUGUCGGGAAUUGACUGAGAGAUUUGAAGAUGUUUGGGUUGUUUCUGGACCUCUUACCUUGCCUCAAACAAAUGGUGAUGGAAAGAAGAGUGUUACUUACCAGGUAAUUGGAAAGGAUGAUGUGGCUGUACCAUCCCACCUGUACAAGGUGAUCCUCGCCAGGCGGAGCAGAGUGUCCUCAGAGCCCCUGGUCCUGGGAGCUUUCGUGGUGCCAAACCAUCCCAUAGGCUUCAGCCACCAGCUCACUGACUUCCAAGUUAGUGUUGAAGACCUGGAAAGAAUGUCAGGUUUAGUUUUCUUCCCCCAGGUGGACAAGACCAAAGAUGUUAAAAAUAUCUGUGAGGUGGAUACCUGCAAACUGAUGGGCUUCAAGGAAUUCACGCUGUACAUCACUGCCCGCAAAGUGCAGAGCGCCCGGAUGCUGCGCCGGCUGGAGAAAGCCAUGGCAGAGUUACAGGAGGCAGGAAUUGAGCCUGAUGAGUAUCUCCUAAAGCUUUACAAGAAGAAGGAGGAAGAACUGCUGCAGGAAAAGCCAGUAGCAGCUAGAGAGGGGAGAGCUGGCUGAGUAUUCAGGAAGUUGUUUGGGUUUUUGGAAAGGGGAACUGAAGGCAAACACGAAGACAAGGGCACAUUGACUCAUCCUUUUUUGAGUUGUGAAAACAAUAAAGAAAUAUUUGGAAGCUAAUUGGUUUGGAAUAAUGCUCAUUCUUGUGCAACAUGAUGCAAACGUGGUUGGCUGCACUACUUAGACAUGGGAAGUGUAAGUGAUCCAUUUCUGGCCUGAGUAGAUCACUGGGCCUCCAGGAAAGGCUUUGUGCUAUUUUCCACCUGGGAUGUCAGACUUGGGGUUUAUGUGAAAUCCCUUCUAGGAAUAGCACAAAAAGAGACAGUAGACACCUUGGGAAUACAAGUGGAACAUGUUUACGUGGAAUUCCACCCCCAAAUGUCUCUCACUGCAGUGCUGUAGAAGCAAUUGUACUUUCUGUAAUAUUUUGAAAAUUAAAUUAAGAAUUAUUUCAUUUAACACUCUUUUAUUAGAGACGUGUAAGACAUAAUAUGGUCCUCCCUUAGUUGUAUUAACCAAAACCUCACCUGAUCUUGUAUGAUUUGGAUACUUCAGCAUGUCAGGAGCUCACAAUUGUUAUCAUUUGUGACAAACUUAUUCCACCAUGUAUAAUUCUGCAAUUUUUGGUAAGAAAACCCCAAUAAAACUAAAGUUUAAUCAA